Cantharellus anzutake is the source of this 3072-nucleotide messenger RNA. RefSeq names its product kinase-like domain-containing protein. The transcript has 17 exons. Lineage: Eukaryota; Fungi; Basidiomycota; Agaricomycetes; Cantharellales; Hydnaceae. The record is from RefSeq and is a predicted model, not a curated record. Gene Ontology annotation, molecular function: 1-phosphatidylinositol 4-kinase activity. Gene Ontology annotation, biological process: phosphatidylinositol phosphate biosynthetic process; phosphatidylinositol-mediated signaling. The coding region runs from base 1 to 3072 and encodes 1023 amino acids. Gene Ontology annotation, cellular component: cytoplasm; membrane.
AUGUCGGGCUCUCAUGCUCUUUUGCUCAGGCUUUUUCAGUCGCAGUCCUAUUUCUCUGUUCAUCUGGCAUUACAGUACCUGUCUAUAUACUAUAAUCACAUUGGCAUUACGCACUACCUUGCUGGACGGUUGAGAGAAAUAGAUGCGACGGAGCUGGAUGAUGUAUGGGGAUUUGUGUGCCAUUUGCUCGUCACUCGUCCAUCUAAGUCUUGCGCACUGGAGACAUUCAUCAUAGAACGGGCAGAACAAUCCACUCAUUCUGCACUGCUGACUUUCUGGUUUAUGCAAGCAUAUCUGGCCGAUCUGUCCACGACGCGAAGGACGACUCCCUCGUUCACUGUCUGUCAGCGAAUUCUCCUCAAAGUUCAAAACAUCAUAUUUAAUGACCCCCCACCGCAACCGCAAACACCAUAUGGAAAUUUGAUGGGUGGACUGCCUGGAAAGUCGCGUUUUUGGAAGCGGAAGGUCAAGCCCCGGAUAGCCCCCGCUGUUGUUGGCCUCGGUUCCAUCUUGGCUGGUGCUGCCGCAAUGCCGCGUCUGACUAUCUAUGCGGGUUCUAUAGCAAUUGAACAGGGCCGUGUAGCGGAUGAUGUCGCAGAAUCCAGAUCUGUCCAUGUAGCAGAAGACGAAGCGGUGCCCGUCAACACUUCUAAACGGAGUCUCAUUGCCCGUGAGACUGAAUCUCCGGAGCCGGAGGAAGCGGAGGAAGGCGUUGAUGAAGAAGAGUCCGAUGAAGAGGAAGAUGUCGACACUUUCGGCCGAGCAUCCACUAUGUCAAAACUGGACCUCCCCGAAGAAUUGGAAAAAGAGCACUUGAGGGCCUUUUCAUGGUCACCGAAAAUUAAGGGUGCCACCUUAAUAAGAAGGAAAACCGUGGGCCCCUCAGCCACCAGUCCUUCACUGCUCCGACAUCGAUCUCGCAUUUUCAAAUCUGAGGACACAUCUGCUAAUCCCUCACAUUCCUCCCCAUCCGUCUCCUUUAUGUCACCGUCGUCUCCCGCCCAGAAGGCCGAGGACGCUGCUCUCCAGAAAUUGGAUUCAACGUACCAAUCCCAACUUCUCCAAAGUCAUUAUUGUCGCUCUGAGGUCCAAUUCCUUCUUGCUCUGGAGAGUAUAUCUAACCGCUUGUUAGUGGUGCCCAAAUUGGCGAGAGUCAGCGCGCUACGUGCCGAGCUCACGGCGUUGAACCACAAAUUGCCCGCUGAGAUUGAUAUACCGAUGUGGACGUCAGACGCCGAUGGGGCCACAACUGCGGGUAAGAAUGUGACUCGAGGUCACAACAAGAUCGUUCGCAUACCGCCUGGCGAAAGUGUUGUGUUGAACUCGGCUGAGCGUACUCCGUAUCUUCUCCUGGUUGAAGUUUUAGUUGGGGAACUGGGUUUUAAUCCCAGCAAGAGAGGAAACAGGGAAGUCCUCAGACGUCUUGUCCUCAGUGAGGGAAGUACAGCAGUGAACUCUAAUGGCUUCGACCCAGCCCCGCGCAAUGGCGUUACAAGUUCGAAGGGGGGAUCAGUGAGACCAUCAUUCGUUGAUAAUGCUGAUCUUGGUGAAGAGAGUAACCAUACCCCUUCACACCCUAACGUUGCUCCUUCGAACCUGACGUUUGAAGCGCAGGAAGAAGAGGUUGACCUCGUUGAACAGUUAUAUGGAGCUGAUCUAUCCGUGCGGUUGCAGCCGCCAGAUUUGUCUGAUUCCAUUGUGCUACCUCUGACACCGAAGAACAAAGCCCUCGAUAUAGCUGCUUGGGCAAAGGCUCCGUCGUCUCGCCCUCCUUCACCCGCCACCCACCCUGCACAAUCAUCGCUCGAUGCUCCUGAUGAGUUUCAAACCGCAACAUUACAGCCCCAGACAUCUUCCCCCCAUUCCCAAGCAUUUGCCUCUCAUCAGCCUGUAAUGUCUUUGGAGGAUUAUUCUGAAAGAAUGAGGACAGCGGCCAUCAUGCUAGCUCAAUUGAAUGCAAAUCUACUGGAUCCCAGGAUCCGCAAUGAUGGAAAUUCGGCUCCCGCGAUGCGCAUGAAACUUCAGCCUUCUGAGGCUGCGGCCAUUCGAGAUAAGAUUAUGCAGGAAAUGAUGGCUCUUGAAGAGGAGAGAGUAGAACGGAUGAAGGAAACCGAUAACGAUGUGACUGUUUCGAUCGGACAGCCUCGGAUAAGUGCGAAAAAUGCCGAAGAUGAAACCAUAGUUCGGCGGGAGCUGAACAAGGUAGAUCCUUCUGCGGCUGUGGUUCGAGAGUCAUGGGUAUCGAAAAAGGCGAGAAUAAGAUCGGCUUCUCCAUAUGGACAUUUAGCAUCUUGGGAUUGCUUAUCUGUCAUUGUCAAAACAGGAGCAGAUCUUCGCCAAGAACAAAUGGCAGUUCAGUUGAUACAGGUAUUCGAUAACAUAUGGAAGCAAGAGAGUUGCAGUUGCUGGGUCAAACACUUCCGUAUCCUCAUCACUGGACCGCAUGCUGUAUCCGUUCAUUCGAUCAAGAAGGCAGAAUACGCACGUCGUAUUGCAGAAGGCCGUUUCGAGCAUGUCACGCUAUUGGAUCACUUUAUUGCUACAUAUGGCGACCCACAGUCAGCCAAAUUUGCACGGGCGCAGCGCUGUUUUGUCAGGUCAUUAGCAGGUUAUUCUAUCAUCACAUAUUUACUGCAGAUCAAAGACCGACAUAACGGGAAUAUACUACUUGAUCGUGAAGGUCAUCUGGUCCAUAUUGAUUUCGGAUUCAUGCUGGGGAACACGCCAGGUAAUAUGGGUUUUGAGGCAGCUCCGUUCAAGCUUCCGCUUGAAUACGUUGAAGUCCUGGGAGGAACUGACAGCGAAGCGUUCACGGAAUUUAAGCGGUUGUUUCGCGAAGGUUUCGAGGCAGCAAGGAAGCAUUGUGACAGCAUAAUCACGUUGGUUGAGUUAAUGCAGAAAGACUCGUCGUUGGACUGUUUCGCAACGUUCGGGGAGCAGACGUCAGUGUAUCUGAGGGAACGUUUUCAGCAGAAUAUCCCCCAUUCUGCGGUCGGUGAUUACGUCGACAAACUGAUAGUGAAUAGUAUGGGUUCAGCUUGGACCAGACUCUAUGACUCGGUAAGCUUUUGA